Messenger RNA from Amphibalanus amphitrite, 2012 nucleotides. It is a transcript of the gene Mvd, whose product is annotated as diphosphomevalonate decarboxylase-like. Lineage: Eukaryota; Metazoa; Arthropoda; Thecostraca; Balanomorpha; Balanidae. The coding region runs from base 216 to 1325 and encodes 369 amino acids. The transcript has a single exon. Gene Ontology annotation, cellular component: cytosol. Gene Ontology annotation, biological process: isopentenyl diphosphate biosynthetic process, mevalonate pathway; isoprenoid biosynthetic process. Gene Ontology annotation, molecular function: diphosphomevalonate decarboxylase activity; ATP binding. The record is from RefSeq and is a predicted model, not a curated record.
AUUUCUUCCGGUGAGGUCGCGCGGAGAGGGGGUGUUCUGUCCCUCGUGAACUCGACCGGUGUUGGCCGUGAUUCAAAAUUCACCUGUCAGCUAUUAGGACCUAAAUAGCUAAGCAAGCGGAUCCAUUCGUCGCUGGGUCCGACUGCGGCAGGGCGAAGACUCAGGAAGGCCUAGUCCAAGUCGCUGCAGUUGGAGUUGUGUGGUGAAGCCUCAUCAUGAAAUCGGUGACUUGUUCGGGUCCGGUAAAUAUCGCGGUGAUUAAAUAUUGGGGCAAGAAGGAUGAAAAGCUGAUAACUCCAUUGAACGACUCGAUUAGUGUAACGCUAAGCCAGGACGAGCUACGUGCCAAGACCACCGUGACACUGAGCGAGACCUACGCGGAGGAUAAAAUUUGGCUGAAUGGCAUUGAGGAGCCCAUCAGCAACCCGCGUCUGCAGGCCUGCCUGCGUGAGAUCCGUGCUCGCGCGCAGACUCAGCACGGCUCGAUCCCGGCCGGCUGCGUGCAGAUCGUCUCCGAGAACAACUUUCCGACUGCCGCCGGGCUGGCGUCGUCGGCCGCCGGAUAUGCGUGCCUCGUGUUCGCCCUGUCGCGUCUGUAUGACGUGAGCGGUGAUAUCAGCGCGGUGGCACGUCAAGGCUCCGGCUCUGCCUGUCGCAGUGUGCUGGGCGGCUUUGUGCGCUGGCGAGCCGGUGAGCGGCCUGACGGCACUGACUCCUUGGCCGAGCAGGUCGCGCCGGCCAGUCACUGGCCGGAUCUGCACUGCCUCAUUCUGAUCGCCUGUCAUGACCGUAAGAAGGUGGCCAGCACAUCCGGUAUGAGCCGCACCGCGGAGACCUCCGAGCUGAUGCGCGCGCGUCUGGAGGGACUUCCAGCUCGCCUGACUGCCAUCACUACCGCAAUCGAGCAGCGCGACUUCCCGGCAUUCGCCGAGCUGACGAUGCGAGACAGUAACCAGCUUCACGCCGUCUGCCAGGACACCUACCCACCGAUCCGAUACAUGACCGACGUCUCACACGCCGUCGUCGAGACGGUGCACACCUACAACCGACUCCUCGGCGGCAUGCGCGCCUGCUACACGUUUGACGCCGGCCCGAACGCGUGCAUCUACCUCCCGGCGGCCGAAGUGGGGCCGUUCCUGGCGGCGGUGGCUCGCGUGUUUCCGCCGCCGGACCCGGCCUGCUGGGUGACGGGCCGGUCUGUCGAGCUGCCCCAGCUGCCGGAGGAGCUGGCUGCUGAGCUGCAGCCCCGUAUUCCCGGCGGGGUGCAGGGAGUCAUCCACACAGCGGUCGGUGACGGGCCCAGGCUGUUGGAGCAGACAGAGUGACGCGCUAACGGCGGCGGGAGGGAGGAGAGAGGGCCGGGCGAACGGAUGUCCGGUACGGCCGGUCGGCUGCACCGCGGCACACGGCUGGGCGGCAGACAGCGGGCGACCCGGCAAGCAGACACCGAGUUGCCAGCCUCGUCGUCGCAACUUUAAGAUCAAACAAUUUUUGAAAGUUGUAUCGGACUGAGCCCGGCAUCGUUCCCAGCUGUAGAACAAACCGUGACAAAUAGCUGCAGCUUUGUUUGACCUUUACCCGAACCUAGCUUGGCGCUCCCGUCAGGUAAACAGUGUACGGUGUAUUGUCAGCCAACUGUCCCGCUGUGCGCUUUGUUACGUUUUCUAAGAGGCUAUUUUUGCGCGACCGCAAUCGAUUUAUAUCGUUGUUUUUACGUUUUUCGCUCGUGCCGAACCUAUGGCGUUAGCUGUGUCGUUAAUCGUUACGCCCUAAUGAGUAUCGUUGUUACGCGGAGUAUUAUUGAGGUCCCGGGCUGGGCGGACCUCGGGUGUGAACACCGACUCACUUGCCGGGUAUUGUUGCAUGACAUGGCGGUCCGAUGUACGCGGACGAUUGGUGGUGGCUGACUCAUGCGCGCUUUCCUUGCCACACGAACAAAGCUUCCUAUCGUGCUGACUGUUGAUUUUUAAAUAGACAGUUCCAGUUCGUGUAAUAAAUAAACUGAACGCUCA